Molecule: messenger RNA, 14352 nt
Organism: Lagopus muta (rock ptarmigan)
Lineage: Eukaryota; Metazoa; Chordata; Aves; Galliformes; Phasianidae
Gene: C1H21orf140
Product: chromosome 1 C21orf140 homolog
Exons: 2
Coding region: 6140-7030 (296 amino acids)
Source: RefSeq, a predicted model, not a curated record
CUCUCCUCUGCUCCUUAAAUAGUUAAAUGCUUUGGUCAGCUGGGAGCAAGCCUGACAGCUGGAAGAGGUGCUGCUCCCAGGACUGAGACAAGGCUGCAUAUUUGCAGCCAGAGUGGAAAGGGAGAAUGGCUUUCAGCAACCACACAAAUGGCAGUUCAAUCAUGCCGAAAUUAUUCCAUAUGUAUGUGGAGCAAAAGAAGACCCUUCGAUUCAACAACCACAGCAACCCAGCCUUGGAGAUGCAGGAGGAGAUAAUGGCAUCGUUCUAUAUCCUCAUCAUUGUUGGGUUUUUUGGCUUUCUUCUGUUUGUCAUGAUGCUCAGCAAUAUUGUUUCCAGCAAGCCUGAAAACUACAUUGACUAUCUCUAUUCUGGGAAGUUUAAUCCUCAGAGAAGCAAGGUGGAGCUUUCAGAAAAGGAGAGCAAAGACACUUUUGUUAUCAUCAACGGUGCUGCCUUAAUGAAUCUGCAAAAGCAGGACAUCAAGUAUAUCACUGGACUGGAGGCACUGAGCACAGAUGCAGUUCUGAGGAAUGUAUGAAACUUCUCUUUCGUUAUUACUAUUCUGCUGUGUGUAAGGAGACCCAAGAGGGAUAUUUUUUCAUUUAUGAAAGUGAGAAAGGAGAGUCUGUGCUAGGGCAGAUGCAAACCUGUCUUGUGCAAGCUUCCCACAUGAUAACUGUGAAGGUUCCCAAGCACAGCGAGCAACGUGUGCUAUUUCAGCCAUGGUCCUUUGGAGGACAGGCUAGGAAUCAAGUCCUUACUGGCCUACUCCUUCAUGGCUGCAUUUAUCACGCGCUUUUCUAACUUCCCUCUCAGGAAAGACUGUUGCUUCAAGCAGGGCACUGUUUCUAGUUGGGGCAUUGCUGUUGUGCCUGUUUGCUGUUAUUGAGGAUUUAUUUAUUUGGGAAUUUGAAGCUAUCAGUGAGCCCAUUGGAUUUGUGCUCUGCAAGCAGAGAGAGCCACGACAACCUCUGCAUCCACCUUCACCAUUAUGCUGGGCAGCCAUGGAGCUAAGCGCGUGGUCAGCCUUUUUGAAACGGAGGUUACGUGGAGGCACACACAAAAAUUGAACUUAUUUGCUUGCUUGCCAGGCUUGGUCUGCAGUGGGUUUUUGACAUUGGUCAUGCAUUUCUCAGCAGUGCUCUUCCUGCACAUUGAACCUUUCCCAUAGCCCAGGGCAGCGAGGUGGUCCAAGACAUCCUGAUGUGUCCCCAAAGCCUCUCACAGGACUUACCUGUCCACCAUCAGGACUCAGGAGCCACAGUCUUAGGGCUGUGCUGCUGUUGCAUCAAUAAUCCCAGGCUGAUUCCUUCAGUCUAGUGCUAAUCCCUUCAACGUGAAGUCCCACAAGCCCCCAGCCUCUGCUGCUUCUUUUUGGUGGUAGCCAGUAAGCAGGAGCCUGGCAUGGAAGCUUGAGGGUGCUUUCUGCCUUGAUGCUGGACACCAUGCCUUGGUAGGCACAAGAAGAUGCAGUUUGCUCACCACACAGAUCAUGGGUGUUUAUCCCAAGUCCUGCAGAGCCCUGGCACACAGUUGCUGACGACGAUAGCUAUGGGGGGGUGCCCAUCAGCAGUGGACUUCAGCUUGCAAUUACCGGUCCUUGCAUUCAUUGGAAAAGUCUCAGGAGUCUGGAAACUACUGGUGAAAGUACACUGAGAACACGAGGGCAUUUUGAAGCAAAAAUCCUAUUAAGUCCUUUAAAACUAUGUACCUGUGAGGUGAUGUUGCUGGUUCCACUCAAACACCUUUGUGUUUCUGUGUGUUUUUACUUUCUGUUACUGAUAGAAAAUUCUCAACAAUUUGGUACUCUAAAAAGCAUUUCUUUCCUUUUCUCCUCUGAUUUUUCUUCAACAGGCUGCCACUAAAUCCAUAGCCUCUUGUUUGAUUUUUUUUUUUUUUUUUUUUUUUUUUAAUCAUUUUCUGGCACAAUGUACUGUUAUUAUUGUGAGUUUUUGCCACUUUUUUCCUGAAAAUAAUUUACUUCUUGUGGGCCAUAUCCUUCAAGGCAAUUUCCACAGCCUGAUCUUGUAAGACACGUUUCAAGGCUGAUGCUUCCAGCCAUUAGCCAAGAUGAAACCCAUACCACUCUCUUGGCUUUCCACACUUCUUGCUUGAAUUCCAGAGAUUCAGCUUUCCAAUGCAGGCAUCUCCUUUUUUGGACAGGUGCAUAGUCCCCACACACUGUCUCUAGUAGAAACCAAUUAGGCAGUUCUGUCAGUUUUGGACCCCACUACCUUUGGCUUCAUCAUGGCGUCUGGUUUAAUCACUUCAUGCUUUGAACCAUAAUCUGGUGUUUAUGCACACUGUUCCUGUCUGCAAUUGGUAGCCAUGCUCCCGUUACCACAGCUCAGCUAUUCAGAUCUUAAAAAUUAGAGGUGUUUUGAAGGUAGAAAAAACACUUGCAGUUCCAGAUUUGUUCCUUGUAUGGGUGUUUUUCACAAGAAGGCAAAUACUGCAGUCCAUUUUGAAGAAAGAUGAAUAGCUGGCUGCUGCAGUGACAAUUUCUCCUCCUUUGUAGAUUCGAUUUAUCUAUUUUCCAGUCAUGCAACUGUGUUAGCUAGCAGAAUCAAAUCCCUUUUUCCAUGAGUGUUUGAUACAAGCUUCAGACAUCCAUCACUACAUAGAGUUCUGUGCAGAGAAAUUUCACCUCCUUCAGCAGUGGCCUCUGCUUUUCAUGACAGGCUGAUGCAAGGGAAACACCAGAACACAGGGUGAACUCCAGCGUGCUAUUUAUCUCUCUGAAAUUCAGCUUCUGAAAACUGAUCUAUUGCUAACGUAUGGCUGAUGUGUUGGUUGAUAUCCCCUUGGUUCUCCCCUUGAAAGAAUCUGUUCCUGCUCACAUCAGUAAUCUGCUCUUGCAGUCUGGGCAUGCAGGAGAGGUGGGCCCCCCCAGCCUGUACUCACCAUGCAACAGGGUCUCUGCACUGUGUACUCAGCAGUUGAAUCAGACUGAGCAUUGGUAACAUCCCAUGUCUCUGUCUCCUUCCCAAAUUGAGGCACACUGCUCAGCUCUAUGCUAGCUCCAUACUGGGGUGAAAUUCCAGGUGUGAUCCUCCCAUUCUGUGCUCUGUGAAGGAAGCUUUCCUUCCCUUUUCCCUUCCCUAUUUCAGGGACAUGCAAACGUGUACAUGCUAUUUCAACCACAUCUGCUAAAAAAACUUCAGCUCCUGAAGAUGCUCCAUUCCUACACUUUCCAAGCGAUAGAGGGAGCUGUGUCUCUGAUGCCACCAAUGGAGAAGUGCUAAGCUCAACCUCUGUGGAGGAUCCCUAAUGCAGGAAAACAAAUUUCAUCAUUUUUCACAAGGUGCCUCACAGAUCUUUGUGGGAAUCCUUCAGCUGUUGUGCUAUUCUGUUCUGAGAAAUUUGGCACUGUUACUUGAGAUACUGGCUCAAUUUAUUUUCCAAAGUUUCCACCCUUCUCUGUGUUUCCAUCCUUGGGCCAUCACUGAUUUUGGCAAGUGCUUCUCUUAUUGGUUCCAUCAUGGAUCUAGAGUUAAAAUUACAUACUUCUGGAAAUUCUCUUUUGAUAUCAGAAGCAUUGCUUUGGUGUGAGACUUUAGCUGGUGCUCAGUAUGCCAUCAGAUAGUCAGGAGUGAAAACAGAUUAUUGAAAUUGGGAAUAGCAUUUUCUGGAAAAAAAAAAAUACUGGAAAAAAAACACAACACAGAUUUUGUGCAGAAUAAUAUUCCCAAGUAUUAGUUAAAAAAAAACAAACAAACAAAUCAAUCUUGCAUGACACUUUAUUUAGAUAAAAAUAAAACACUAAAUCUCAAAUUCAGCAACUUGAUUUCAGCUGGUACUUCUAAUAUAAAAUAGCAGCAGAAACGCCCACUGGUUGCCUAACAUCAUACCCACUGCUGUUUGUUUGUAUUUCAUUGUGUUCCAUAUUUCAUUACGUUUUUAUUCUGGACUUUAAAAUAAAAGAUUUGCGAUGAUUUUUAACUUGUGUAAAUGUGGUGACCGGUGACCUAAUGACAUAAUUACUACUGAAAUGGGUAAUUGGCAUGUAACCGAUAAUUGCUAACCUAAUUGCUUCGUUAAUGGGGACUUUGUUUGUGGGUAAUUGGUAAAUUUGUCAUUUUGCUAAGCGAAACAAUUGAGCUCGGUACAGCACCCAGAAAUAAGCAUGAAGAAAGGUGAGGCCUCCACCUUUUCAUGGGGAGCAGGAGGCCACUGCGGCUGGACACCUGGUGAAACACUCCGUGUGGCACUGAGCCCACGGAGAUGUGGGUUUGUGUCUUAGAAUACUGCCUUCUGCCUGCUCUCCAAGUGUUUUUAAUAAUAUUGAGAUGCUGGGACUAUGGAUAAUUGUUUUUUAAAGCAGGUUAGCAGGUGGGUUUCUGUUAUAUACAUGACAGGAACAGAGUAGAACCCAGUUCUCAAAUAAUUCUUCUGAUCAGGAGGUGAGAGCAGUUCAUCUCUCCUGUCUCACUAAAUGUCAGCAGCUAGCACUAUCAUUUGUAUCUUCUUAACCACUAAGGCACAGACCAGUUUGUGAGGGCUGAUGGAAACAGGGCUCAACAGAGUCACAGGCACGAUGGUGCCACCUGACAGGCUGGGAGGGACACAGUGUCCUUCUGGGGCAGCAACAAAAGGCAAAGGCAUGGACCUUGCCCAUCCUCCUAAGCAGAAAGGCUGAUAUGUGGCUCCUUCAUCCAUCCUGCUAAGUCCUUUCAUUGUCACAUGAAAACAAAAAUAACCUUUGUCCCUUCGCUUUUGACCUGAUAGUGCAAAAAUACAAGAGUCUGGAGAGCUGGAGGAACACUUUCAGGACUGUUUACUGUAGGGAGCCUAAUCUGAUGAAGAUCAAACCCAGUUUUCCCAGGCAAGCUGCAGUUAUACCUACACGUAUGGUCCAGUUGAGAGGAGGACCGUGCUUUUUAAACAAGCCUCCUGAAGGCUGCAGCUUUCAUUGCUUUGCAUCACUGAUCAGCCCCAGAGAAUGCAAUCAGUUGGGCACCACAGUUUUCAUUCCCUGGGGAGCCCACUGGGGACAGCAGUAGACUAGUGCUUCUUGCCCUUGACUGGAGUUGGGAUGGGCCUCAGGUGGAUAAGGUGGGCAGUGUGGAAGAGCCUGGUGUGGCCUGGAGGCCUAAUGGACAAGCUUGGUGAGAGGUGAGAGUGGAGAGGAGGAUUACCUCACUCUGGCCCCUGGGGAUUCUGUUCAGAUGCUACCACCAUUACUCCCCUGCCCUGUUUUCUACUGAUAUCUACUGACAAUCAGAAGGUAAUUAAAAAGCAAGAGAAACAAAAGGGAAACACCCUUUUUAUGAGCCUAUCUCAAGGAUGGCAGUCUCCAACUCAUUCACAAUUCAGUAAAUCCUCUCUGGAGAGGACAGAAGGAACCUUCCAUUAAGGACCUAUUUAGGCAACAAGAGAUAUGAUCUGCAGUUCCAGUGGGUGUCAUGGAUGGAUUGCUGGUCAUAGGCACAGAGGACAAUUACAGAAUGGUACAAGGAACCAAUAAUUCCAGUAGGAACUACUCGUGUCACAGAAUCACAGAAUCACAGCAUGGCCAGUGUUGGAAGGGACCUCAAGGAUCAUGAAUCUCCAACCCCACUGCCACAGGCAGGGCCACCAACCUCCCCAUUUAAUACUAGACCAGGUUGCUCAGGGCUCCAUCCAACCUGGCCUUGAACUUUUCCAGGGAUGGGGCAUACACUCCUGAUUCAUUAGGAGAAAAUUAUAUCAUGGUGUGAAAUACUAAUAAAGAUAAAUCAAUAUUAUUUUGUAGUGUAUUCUCAUGUGAAUAUGAAUUGUAGAUUCUAGUGGGUUUUUCAUAUGUUUGCAGUCUGGCAUUGCCAUCAUUCUGCAUCUGAUUAACAGUUAAAUCAUACAUGCUUCUUUCUUGGGGUAAACCAUUCAUCUUUGUUGUGGUUGAAUCCAGCAGGCAGCUGAACACCGCUUGCCAUUUGCUCACUCCCCACCUCUGUGCACUAAAUGAGAAGGUGAAAAGACUCUAAAAACCAGAUUAGUUCUAAAAAUACAUCACCCUGAAGUGGUGUCUGAGGCAUCGAUAAUUUCUUCCCCCUUCAAAGCCUGAAGAUGUGCAGGUAGACCAUAGUGAACCUCCCAUGGACAGCUGCAGUGUUGGGCUGCAGGCACACUUCUGCCUGUCGCCUACAAGACAGUGGCCUUAUGGUCAGCCACCUGGAAGCCCCACAGCUGCUUCCAGGUAGGUGUGACAUCACAGGCACCACUAGGGCAACCACACACAAUGUGAGCUCAGCAGCUUCCAACUCCUGUAUCCCUUUAGAAGCCAACAUGCAGCGCUUUGCAAACCCGCUUCUCAGGCACAUAAUUCCUAGGGGAUGCUUUGAUGAUGCUUCAAAGACACAGUGCUUGCAGUAUUUAAGAACUCUGAGGGCACUGCAGCGUAAUGGUUUCAACACUAUCUUCUUAGGGGAAACAGAUAUUCCAGAAAGUCUUAUAACAGGAGAAAAAAUAGCUGAGGAGGCCAGCCUACAUUGGCCAGUAUGGACACUUGUUCAUGCUGGCAGCAGCCGAGGGUGGGUGCCAUGGAGGUACAAACUGCUGUUAAGAAAUGAACUGCAGCCCACUCAGAAACAGAAUGGUGCCUUCCAGGAGUUGUGUGAUUCUCUGACCAUGUCCUAUGGGAAAUGCAUAAUUGUGACAAGAGAUAAAAGGCAGCUGACAGGUGUAGGGGCGAAAAACAGCAAGGAGCAGGAGAUGGGAUUGUUGCCUUCAGUCCCCCCAGUAAUCUACAUGUCCAGCAUCAAGUGUUGCCCUGAGACUGCUAGAGCGAAUGGCCAUGAGCUUCUUGCUGUGCCUCCAUCUUACACCUACCUCUAUCCAAUGGAUGUCGCCUGGUCUUCUCUGAAAUGGUUUAUUAUAAACAACAGGAAGGACUUUGCCCUGAGGUCUGUUGAGAAUACCCAUUCCUACAGAUGUAUCCUCUUCAGUGAUCUGAUUAUUAAAGGAAUAGAGAAGAUGACCCCAAACAAAUGGAAAAUAGCGAUUAACAAAGUGAAGAAAUGGGAAAACUACUACCUCGACUCAUUUUCUUAAAUGGUUCUUCCUAUUUUCAGGCCUCAGAUGUGCUUUGAUACAGGUUCCUGCUCUGGUGAUCCCUUUUGUUCAAAGGAUAUAUACUUCAAAAGCAAUGUCAAUUGUACUAAUAAAAGAGAUCAUUUUAAAUCUGAAUAUCACAUUCCAGAUGUUUUCCAAGACUAGGCUGAUAUGUGCUAUACUUGCACCAGGAAGUGACAGUUAAUUUCUCUUACUGCAAAAAAAAAUAAUCACAGAAUCAUAGAACCAUUAAGGUUGGAAAAGACCUCUGAGAUCACAUAUUCCGACUAGCAACCUAUCCCCACCAUGCCCACUGACCAUGUCCCUUAGUGCCGCAUCCACAUGGUUCUUGAACGCUUCCAGGGACAGUGAUGGUCCAGUGCCUCACCACUCCUUCUGAGAAGAAAUUGUUCCAACAUGAACUUCCCUUGGUGCAACUUGAGGCCAUUCCCUCUCAUCCUGUUGCUGUUACCUGGGAGAAGAGGCCAACACCUGCCUCAACACUGUCUCUUUUCAGGUGAUUGUAAGGAGAUAUUAGGUUUCCCUAAUAUUCCCUCAGCCACUUCCCAUCACCUUUCCUGCUCCUGCUGACUGAAUUAUUUCUGAUACAAGCUAGGACGCCACCAGUUUUCUUGGCCAGUCUGCUUGCUCAUAUUCAGACAGGUAUCAACACUUCUAGAUCCUUUUCCUCCAAGAAAAUGGACAAAAGCAUGCGUAAGGCCCAGUCCUCUGUCAUAGGAAUCAUAAGACCAUGCCACAGAUGUGAAUCUCCUCCAUUCUGAGAAAGUUUAUACUGCAAAAUUAAUUCUGCGUGUCAGAUUCAUCUUUGACACACAUGGAAGUGUUGCUCCUGAGCAAUAUAUGCUGAACUGCGACUGAGGCAGAGACCACAGAUAAUGGAAGGUUUAUGAGACUUUCCCAUAAUACAGACAUUCACCUGUUAUCAGCUCAUUAAUUCAUUAUGUCUGGUGCCUUGCUUCUAACAACAUUCUGCAAUAAACGUUCCAGUGACAUCUAAUCUUUUUUAAAAGGGAACUGCCUCAGUAGUUGGUUCAGGCUUUAAAGUAUGAAGAGUUUCAGAAUAAAACACAGCAUUCAUCACGGGAGAUUUUCUUUACUCCUGACAUCGAUUCACUCUUGUUUGAAUCCUGUUGGGCACUGGGAUGUAAAGAUUUCUUUCAGAGUCAAGUUCAAAAGUUUACUUAUGAAUGACGCAGUCAUGUUUUAAAUGUGUUGCUUUUCAAGGUCAUGGAGCACUUUCUCGUUUCUGUAAAGCACCUCCCAAUUUACUUUCUCCAUGUAGCCCAUUACUUUGUGUGUUUGUAUUUUGUAUUUUAACGACAGAAAGUGAAAAUCAUGAGAACAUGAGAAAAAUGUUAUAAGAUGAUUCACAGGUUCACCAAAACGUUUCAGUACACUGAGGGAAAUCUGUGCUGUUUUUCUCUGUGCGUGGAAACCAUCUAAAUUGUAAUUUUUUAGCGCUGUAAUUUGGUGUGGCAGAGAGAUAUCUCAAAAGAGGGAUCUCAUCUACCUUCAGAAGUAUCUAUGCAUAUAAUUCCCUAAAGCUGAGAUACAAAAGAAAAUAACCGUAUUUUCUCAACUUUGUGUUCAUCAGGAAAAACAUCUGCUCAUUUUUAUAAAUAUGGAAGUUGCAGGGAAUGGAAAAUUAAGUGCUUCAAAUGCAGAGACGAAAGAGUAGGGGGGAAAAGAGGAAAAGAUUAGGGAGGGGCAGGAAUGUUUUUAUUGUGCUGGUAUCAUGGCCCUGAGCAUAAUUUCAUACUGGCUUGAAGCAGGAACUGUGCCUCUGAAGAUCAAUGAGCACAAAGUGGUGUGAAAUCAUCCUGAGAAAAGAAAUAGAUCCAAUCCCUCUUUACUACAAGGAUGAACAGCAAUCGCACACUAGCUUGGUUUUCUUAACAAACAAAUGAUGCACAACUCAUUAUCGCAAUGGAUCUAUUUGCCUUCACCUGAUGACCCCACACUAUAAUAUUGGCACGAAGCUGUGGAGAAGAGUGUGCUAAUGCCACCUAUCAUCAAAUCAGUAAAAACCUGAUGACUUCAUUGUUCCAUUCUGGAUCUGCAUGAAAAAGAGUGAGACCAAAAGUGAACAGAGCAAAGUCCCAGACUGCCACCUCACCACCACUCAGCCUUAUGGGUCUCUGCUUCCACCAUCUUAAGCAAGAGAGCCACAUUGCAAAACUUAUUUGCUGCUAGGGUGUGCCUUCUGUCAUCUAUAGUUUGCAGUGGAGACCAUGGGACCAGGUGCAGAAUCACCCGCUUUCCAUCCAUUUCAGCAACAAGGAAGUUUGGUGAGAAAGUGAUGUCUGUCACAGAAAUGUAUCUGUUUUUCCUACUUUAGCAUUGGUAAAAUGGAAACAAGCAUGAAGAAAGAGGUGUUUGGUGGCCUACCUUCUGGAGAAAAAUGGAAAAAAAUCCUUUCCCUGCUGGUAAGGGCUGGAAAGACUUCCCAAGCUACAUCCACUCUUCCCUGCCUUCGCCUGGGAGGCUGAGAGCUGGUGAAACUUUUCUACUCAGUCAUAUAUAACGGGAAUGGAAACCUGUGGGCAGGAAAAGAACUAAGUUUGAAACUAAAUGAACUUUGGUAUUUUGUAUAAAAUCCUCUGAGAUGAGUCCUUUCUUCCUCCCUCCCCCUCUGCUGCUGCAGAAGGGUAAUUACAACCCAUGUUUUCUAAAAAACUUCAUAGCGCUUUGUACUGAAGAAAACUAUGGUGGCUCAUGCAGUUCUGACUCAACUGAUAAUUUAGGAUGACAAGUAAAAACAUAUGACUAAACAAUCUAAUAGGAGGAUGUUAGCAAAUAGCAUGCACCAUGUUCAGAAGCAUUUGGAAUAGUACACGAGCCCAACAUCUCACUAGUAUUUUAAUAGCUAUUAUUUUAUUAGUUUUUUUAGCAGUAGCUGUUGUGGUGAGGCCCAGUUUGUUUGACCAUUUCAGUAUGCCAAAACCAAAGUCUUCGUUUCCUCUCCCGACUCUGAUUGAAAUGCACCACUAGAAUAAAAUGAUUAAAGUAUCUUUGCAUAAAGAGGAGAGGCAGAUGCAAAUGCAUGUGUUGAUGAGGAAGCUAUAACAGAUGUCCCUCUGCUCUAAGCUAGCCGGAAUGCAAAUCACCUGCAUUUUCAUGAUGUCUCAUUGACUAAUUACUUCUAAAUGCUUUUCCAAGACUCAUCUUCAUGGAAAAAACCAUCUAUUUUCUUCUAGUCUAUGAAGCAGGCCUGCAAGGAUUAGCUUAACGCAGUUUUAUAAGUCCACUGUACUAGUAGCAUGCUGCAACCCAGAACGCUGACAGGGCAGAUGCUUUUAGGCCAGGAGUCUAAGGAGGCCCAUGUGGAGGAUGUAAAAAUGGUGGGACACAAAGAAAGGAGGAAGAAUGCAGCGACAACAUUCCAUGUAAGAAAAACCAAGGAAAAAAAAACCUGCUUUAAAAGACAAAUACACACAAAGCUUAUUGAUAUGACUUAAACACCUCUUAACUGACAGUGCCUGACAUUUCUAGUUGGGUAGCACUAAACUUCUGCUAAUCAGUGAUAAGGCCAGAGGAAUAUGAGUCAUAGUAAAUCAGAAGAGUCACAGACCUUGGAAAAUGCCAUACAAACAGAACAAACCUGCCAAAACAAAAAAGAUUAGUAAAAAAAAGACAGUCAUCUAUAUUGUGUUUGCAGUGACUAAAAGGAAGCAACCAUGUACAUUAUUUGCUCUAUGACAGCCAUCUCAAAAGUCUUUGGUCAGAUUGGAACUAAUCUCAAAGAGAGGCACAGCCUUUGAUGAUAUUACACACAGACAUUUUCCAUAGCUCUUUUAUCAGACUCAAAGAGGGAGAAAUUGAUGCCAUAUGGAGAUGCACAUGAAUACAUGCUUAAUCACUUAUUUGUGCCCAAACAAUUCUUUUCUCUACAGGAACAUAUGAGGAAUCCAUUACUAUGGGGAUAACUAUUCUGGCCGCUAUCAGGUAUCCCUAUCACAACAUGGAAAAGGAGCAGCUGGCACUCUGAUUAUACCCAUGAUAGAAGUUUGAUACACACAUAUGCCAGUCAAGGUCCAGAUGAGCCUAGAUGGUACACUGAGCUUGCUUUGGUAGCCAAGAUGAAUCAGCUUGAAUAGUCAAAGCCCAGCUGUGGAAUGAUGUGCACCGUUACAAAGCAUGCAGCCACCACUGAGUCCCCAAACCAGGUGGCAGCUUAUAGCUGUCCCAUCUGAAAAUGGCUUCUGGCACCUUUCUGAGAUGGAUGUAAACACAGGUUCCAGAAAUUUUAUCUGAACUGUCUCCAUACACAAAUGCGGCAGAGUUUACACUCACAUGGCCACACUGCCUGGUUUAUUUUCCAUGUGAUCAGGAGUGUGACAGACACCGUGCUACCACAGGGCAAUCAGGUUCUUUAUGUGAGUUCUAUCAUCUUCUCCCUAAACUUGAAGAUGGAGGGUUGUAAGCAGUUAAUAAGUAGGGAGAGGAUGCAACAAGUAGAUGACAGAUGUGUCUUUGGAAGCAGGUCUGGAGAGGCUGUGAAACUGGGCCUGGUGAAGGCUGAAUCCCCAUCUUCGGAGGCAUUCAGGGCCAGGGUGGAUGGGGCCUAUGGGCAGCCUGAUCUGGUGGCAAGGAGGGGAACUAGAUUAAGGUCACUUUCCAACCCAAGAUUUUCUAGGAUUCUGUGAAAUUAGAGAGGCAUCAGUCUGCCUAAUCUACAGGUUUCUUCCAUGUUUGAGCUAGAAAGGGUGAUGUGAAUGGGUCCAAUGCUCCUCUUUGGACAGGGUAGGUUGAGUCAGCAGAUUAGUAAAGACACUGUCUGUGUGUCACAAACAAGAGUUGGGAUCCAAGGAAAACUGCAAAGGAUUCAAAGCCAGAUAGAGAAUUCACGGUGCCUUCAGUAAGAAAGGCAAUACAAAACAACUGGAAUAGCUGAUCCCCAAGAGGAAAACUGAGAAAGGAAAUACAGCAAAAGGUUCUUGGAGCUGGUACUCUGACACCUGAAAAUUAUUUAGCUCACUGACUUGCAGCAGAAUCGCUUGAGAUCGGUGCAGUUUUCUUAGUUGGCAUGCCAAAUUUUAAGUAGGCAUUGUAUGGCUUUAUCAGUAUGGUAGGUUCUGCCACUGUGCAUGAGCUGUACCCACUAGACCUGACACAGAAACAAGGAACUCCACAUGACACUGAGGAAAUAGCCCUAGUCUUGCCUUGCUUUUAGACAGCAAGCAGGACAGCAACCUCUCCUGCUCCUGGGCACUGCUUGAGAAAACUCUUUUGUUUAAAAACACACGGCCUUCAUGUCAGAAGAAAACCUAAAGGUGCAAAUGCUAGAAGUUUAAACCAUUUCUCAGCCAUCUUCAACACUUGGCAGUAGCGACAGUGACAACAUCCAACAGUCAAAGGCCUGUGCAAAUGAGGUGCUGGCUAAGGUUAAGUUGCCAGUCUGUACAACAUGAGUGCCCUUUUAAAAGGGCAUAAUUUAGUGGAACAGGCAAAGAAGCAGUGAAUUUGUAGUUCUGUAGGCACAAAAAGAAUGUGACCUGGCUUGCUUUCUGGGUUGGGAACAUCUACAAGGGAACCCUGUUUAUUCCCUGCUGUGCACUUCAAGGCUCUUCUUGCUGCUUCCUCUCAGUUGCAGAAACUCAAUAGAAUCAAAUUCUCUAUUCCUCUUUUAAAUUGGUCUGGACUAGUCACAUAACUCUUCCUUCAGUAAAAAAAGAAACAGGUUUCGAGGUCCUCAGCUCUCUUCUGAACAGCAAAGUGAAACAAAUUUGAGCUGCUGUCUCCCCCCAGUGUCAGCAUAUUUUCGUCUUCAAGGCUGCUACUGUGGCACAUAAAAUGCCCAAGGGUAAAGAGACCUGCUGCAACUUACCCAGUGAAGGAAAAUACAGGUGUGUUCUCCUUCCUAGACGGCCUUCAAAGCAUAGAUCAAACAUCCACCCAGAUAUACGGAAGAAGAGAAAUUGGUUCAGACUUGGGAACAGGUUUGGUAUCGUAUUUUGGAACCUCCAGAAUAUCAGCCUGCUGUGACACCCAUUACAACCCCCAGGGGUUUUCUAUGCCAUAGCGCUACUCCAGAGCUAAGGGAAAAAACAGCCAGAUUGGACCAAAUUUGAAGUAAAUAUACAAAGAGUUUUUCUGAGCUAUCUGUAGAUGCAAAGAGCUGGUGAUGUAGAGGACUUCUGAGGAGACUCACAGCUGCUUUUUGCCCAUGUUCAAUUCAGGAACAAAAACAGGACUACUCAUGUUAAUUGCUUUCUUGCACGCAUUUAGCAAACUAUGUCCCCCUCAGGCUUUAACACCAGUCUUCAUUUCUUUGGGUGAUAAAAGAAGCUCAAUUGCUUUGACGCAAUAUCACUUGCUUUAAUGGGAGAUCGUGUCCUUUUGAUUCUGCUUACAGAGUAGCUGUACUGAAAGGGAGAAUCCGUCACUUCCAAUUAAUAACACAUUCUAACUAUUGGUCUAGAGAAACCUACUAUUGGCUGAGACUCUAAAAAAAUCAAAAGUGAGGCCAAUACUUAAAGGCAAUCCCAGACUGCAUGGAGUCAACACAUUACUUACUUCUCAUGCUGGUAGACACCGUGCAGCCCUGACAAUUUCCUCGUACAGUUUGGGUAUGUGGCUAAGCUAAACUUCUUGGUGUGUUUCCCUCAAUAGCUGUUUAAUGGAAGUGGUUAGGAGAGUCUGCUCUCACUGAACACCACAAAGCCAUUUAAUUAAAUUACUAUUCAGUUCCGUGUUUGCAUACACAGAUGACUGCUGAGACAGUAGAGGGAAAACAGCAGAUUUGCAACGACACUAAGAAUUCUCCAGUCAGAUACAUAGUCCUGAAGCUGCCAUAGGAAAAAUACCGUUCUCUUCCAGGAACAGGCUUCUGUAAUACUUACAUUCUUUGGUCACCAAGGCGACUGCAUGGACAGUGAGAUUUUACAGAUCACCACAGUUCAUGGUGAGUAACUCCACUGCACUAAAAGCUCUCUGAGCAUUAGCUGUAUCAGCUACACGCAUUGCCAGAUAAUGCUUGUGACACACGCACUGCAGCAGUACACGCUUACAUGACCACAGCAGGCACCUCAGCCUGUAGCCACAGGGAGAGGGCAGGAGCGAGCCAACCCAGGGGCCUCCCACAACCUCUGGGCUCCCAAGUCUUCUCCAAGUUUUCUCCUGUCUUCUUCUUUUCACUCCACUCAGAUUUCACAUUCACCUUCACUUCCAGAAAACACCAGGAUUUAGAAGUGCUUUAUAAAGGAAAUGUGAAGGUAAACAUACCUGUUACCACUGCUGCACAUUCCUAAGGUUUGUUUACGUGCAAACCACCUAUUGUGUUGAUUAACCUACCAUGACUG